ACGGCUGUUCCGACACCGGGAGGUCCCCAUGAAACUUUCUUUACACGCGAAAUGCACCGUCAACUGUCGAUGACCAUCCUUCUCCUGCUCAGCCGCUGCUCCGUCACGCCCGUCCCUGCUGUUGAUGCAUGCGUUAGCAAACCUCUCUUGCAUGCUCUCAUCCUGCACCAUUCCUAUCCUGGCCUCCCUGUCCUUUCAUCCAUGACUGCAAUUGCACUGAUUUCCAUUUUGAAUGGAUCUGUCGAUGUGACGCAUAACCAUCAAUAGAACUCUUGCAGAGGGCAAGCUUCAUGGUCCUUGGAUUUUAUCUUGUUGGUGUUGUAAUUCCUUACGUUUGAGUUUGCUGUAGGUCGAGACUUGACAUUCUGGCAAAAGGAAAUGUCCAACGAUGCCACCAUCAGCUUUUUCCAUGAAAUGGCGGACCUUGUCUUGAAACCUCUCAAUCUGCAUCAGAAUCACGCUGUCCAAGGAAGCAACUCAACUCAGCAUAUUGAAGACACUCCCUCUUCACCAGAGCAACAGCACAAGCUGGACUUCGCAGACGUCGACUAUACCUGGAUGGAACCAUCCGUAUCAGCGAGCCUCGUGCAUUCCGUGCCGCUUAAAUCUGAAGAUCAGAAUAAGUCGCUCACACGCGCAGAUUUCUGCAAUCUCUUCUUUGCCCUCUCGCAGAUGGAGCAGCAAGGCUUGCUGACGGAGGCGGAGAUAGAGAAGCUGCACAAGAGCAUCGUGAAGAAGGAUCAUAGCGUGGGGGAGGCGUUUCGGAAGUUUGAAGUGCAUGGGAAUGAAGAGGCAUUUGCAAAAGAACUGCGUAAGUGUGUGUACGUUUAGUGGUGAUGGUCGUGAUCAGCAAGUCGAUCAGCUUUGGCUG
This is a messenger RNA of Guillardia theta CCMP2712, 871 nucleotides long. RefSeq lists its product as hypothetical. The record is from RefSeq and is a predicted model, not a curated record. The coding region runs from base 379 to 831 and encodes 150 amino acids. The transcript is spliced from 3 exons. NCBI's taxonomy places the organism in Eukaryota, Cryptophyceae, Pyrenomonadales, Geminigeraceae.